Molecule: messenger RNA, 3713 nt
Organism: Hevea brasiliensis (rubber tree)
Lineage: Eukaryota; Viridiplantae; Streptophyta; Magnoliopsida; Malpighiales; Euphorbiaceae
Product: scarecrow-like protein 28
Exons: 1
Coding region: 1292-3292 (666 amino acids)
Biological process (GO): regulation of DNA-templated transcription
Cellular component (GO): nucleus
Molecular function (GO): DNA-binding transcription factor activity; sequence-specific DNA binding
Source: RefSeq, a predicted model, not a curated record
GCGCCACGUGUCUUAAAAAUUUUCAUUAUUUAGCUGGAGGUUAAGGAAGUUAACUGAUAAAACCAAAAGAAAAGAGGUAACGCUGUAUUAUUAAAAUCCAACGGUCAAGUGAACGGGUUUCUGGUUUCAUCGGGCGGCAGGCAUGUGCACAUCAUGUGAUUCACUAAAGAGAAGUAAAAGGAUAAAAAUACCCCAUGUACAUGCACACCCGUCCGGACACCAACUCCCCAACGGUCAUAUUUCACCGACAUCCUCAACGGUCACUUGGACUUUGCUUUCUCCACCGUCUGAUCCCAAUCCCACGGCCCACACACUCAGUUUCCCCAGUCUUCUCGAACGACCUUUUUCAGUCAUCAUUUUUUUUUUUCGAGUGCUGGGUAAAACCGAACAGGUCUACAGAAUUUAGAAAAGCAAUGAUAUCGAGACGGCAAUGGAAGUUAUACCAGAAGUAGCAGUAUAGUAGUUGUAGGAAGGAGUAGAGUGGGAGAGAGGGAUAGCUAGCGGGAGAGAGAAAGAGAGAGAAGCAAGAACCUUGGUAUAUAAAAACACAAUCCUUUACUGGUUUUUGGUUUCUUUGGGUAGCCAGGGAUGAGAACUGUGUCUCUCCUUUAAUCACUUGUUCAUGCAUCCUGGGGCUUCUGGCUUUUGCUUUUGGUUUCGUUUCAGCCAUCAUGGAGUUGCUGCAAACUUCAAAUGUUAAUGUGGAACCAAAGAUUUCUGUUGAUUUCAGAAACCAAAUUGAGCAAGUAUGUUUUUGCAUUCCUAUUCCACAAAUGAAUUGCGUUGUUGAUAGAGUUCAAAGCUUUUUCCAAUGAGUUUGUUUUGAAGGUUUUGGAAUCCGAUGAUUGUUUUCUCGUAAGUGUUUGAUUCAUUAAUCUUAAAAUUCUUUCAUUCUUUGGGGCUGAGGGAUUUUUUUUUUCAUAUUCUUUUUGUUGUUUAUUGAUUGCAUACUUACAUUGUUAUAUAGAAACACUUAUAUUGACAGAAACCUUUUCGUUUUGAUUUUUUUUUUUUGUUUGUUUUUAUUCAUCGGAUUUCUAUUCUUUUUAAUUGCUUGCUUAAAAGAAAUUCACACACUCACAUUAGUCUGUCUCUCUUGAUCUCUGUUUUUAAAUAUACACAUCCAAAGUUUUUAUCUGAACGCAGAAUCUAUAAACUCAAUAAACCAUUUGUUUCAUAGUUCAAAAUUUGUCAUAGAAUCAAAGAGAGAGAGGGACAAAAAUAGAAGAGAAUAGGGUGGGUGAAUCACACAAAAAAAUCAGACAGUGGAAAAUUUGUAAGGUUGUAGAGGAUGUUGGCUGGGUGUUCUAGUUCCACAUUGCUGUCACCUAGGCAUAGAUUAAGGAGUGAGUCACCUGCACAGUUUCAAGCUUGCCAUUUCCAGUUACCUUCAAUGAGCACACAGAGAUUGGACUUGCCAUGUACUUUCUCUCGUACAGAAUCGUCGCGGCCACAGCCCAUUAGGCCUGUCGGUGUUGGUCUAUCUGUUGAUAAAUCACUUGAGUCCAAGACCAGCAGUUGCUCUCUCAAGCGGAAUAUCAGGCUCCCACCAUUAGCAACAAGCACUCAAUCAGAGAAAGAUGAAUUUUGGGAGAAGGGUAAGAGCUUGAAGAGGCUUGCAGAGCAGGGUUCACUUGAUGACUCUUGUACUAACAGGGCUAAGAGAAAAAGGGGUAGCAAUGAUAAUGGAAAAUCCGGUGAUGUUCAUGAAGGUGGAGAUACUUUGACUUUAGGCCAGUUGGGAAGCGGCAACUUUUGGUUUCAAUCAGGUUUUGAAGUACCUAGAGCCCUAAACCCUCCACAAGCUCCUUUCUCUUUGACAUGCUCAGGAGAUGAGGAAAGGGUCUGUUUUGUGCCUGGCGAGGUGAUUUCGCCACCUUGUCCAUUGUCCAAAAAUCCAUGGUUGGGCUCUGUUGUAACUGAGAUCACUGACCUAGGCGAGAAAGAGGGAGAGAGUAGCCAAAGGCCGGCAAAAGAAGCCUCGGGCUCAAGUCCAUCAUCAGAGAGUCAUGUUUUGGGCCUUAGGCUAAGCGAGAAAGUUGUGGAGCAUGAAGUAGGUAAUGGCUCUAGGAAUCCUCAUCCACAAGAAGGCACCACGGCGGAAGCCGCAGAGGAGAAUCACCAGGAGUAUCAAGCAUUUGAGCUGGUUAGCUUCCUUACAGCAUGUGUUGAAGCAAUUGGGUCCAAAAAUAUGGCAUUGAUCAACCAUUGUAUAGCUAAAUUGGGGGAUCUUGCUUCUCCAAAAGGAACAGCUUUUAGCCGCCUUAGUGCUUACUAUACUGAGGCUUUAGCUCUUAGAGUUACAAGGCUUUGGCCUCAUGUAUUUCACUUCACCACUCCCCGAGAGUUUGAUCGAGUUGAUGAUGAUUCUGGAACAGCAUUGAGGCUUUUGAAUCAGGUGAGCCCAAUUCCCAAGUUUAUUCAUUUCACAGCAAAUGAGAUAUUGCUGAGAGCUUUUGAGGGGAAAGACAGAGUUCACAUUAUAGACUUCGACAUAAAGCAAGGGCUUCAAUGGCCUAGUUUGCUUCAAAGCCUGGCGUCUAGGACUAAUCCUCCUAGCCAUGUUAGAAUCACAGGCAUAGGCGAGUCCAAGCAAGAACUGAAUGAGACGGGUGAUAGGCUUGCUGGAUUUGCCGAAGCAUUAAACCUGCAUUUUGAGUUCCAUCCAGUUGUGGAUAGGUUAGAAGACGUGAGGCUGUGGAUGCUCCAUGUGAAGGAGGGGGAGUGUGUUGUUAUAAAUUGUAUUUUCCAAAUGCACAAGACACUUUAUGAUGGAAAUGGAGGAGCAUUAAGGGAUUUCUUGGGACUUAUUAGAAGCACAAACCCCUCAAUAAUCCUUAUGGCAGAGCAAGAAGCAGAACACAACGCCCCUAAUUUGGAAGCAAGAGUGUGCAAUUCUUUGAAGUACUACUCUGCAAUAUUUGACUCUAUUAAUUCUAGCGUUCCAUUAGACAGCCCAGUUAGGAUCAAAAUAGAGGAGAUGUUUGCUCGGGAAAUUAGGAAUAUAGUUGCUUGUGAAGGAAGUGAUAGGCUUGAAAGGCAUGAGAGUUUUGAGAAGUGGAUAAAGUUGAUGGAGCAAGGCGGACUCCGGUGCAUGGGAGUUAGUGAGAGGGAAGUGCUGCAAAGCCAAAUGUUGUUGAAGAUGUACUCUUGUGAGGAUUAUAGGGUUAAACAAAGACAGGAUAGAGCAGCACUUACUCUAAGUUGGUUGGAUCAGCCUCUCUAUACAAUCUCUGCGUGGGCGCCUCUAGAUGUUGUGGGAAGCUCAUCCUCUUUUUCUCAGCCAAGUUGAUUCUCUUUUUCUCAGCCAAGUUGAUUGCUGGAGGUUUCUUUUUCUUCAUACAUACCAUCAAAUUUUAUUCCAUUCUUGCACACAGAAAGGGACACUAAAUUCUUUGUAGGUAGCAAAAGCAUUAUACUUUCAUUCUUUUGUUGCAGAUAAGAUAGUGCGAGAACCAUUUGUAUGAAGUACAGCAGUUUCAUACUUAUUUCAGUUCUUUGCAGACCAGAUUUCUAGGUUUCAGUCCAUAGAAUUUGGGGCAGUUUUAUGUUUAUUAUUCUUUGAUUCUUUAUGUAUUAUUAUGUAUUGAUUGAUGAAAUUCUUUGUACCACUGCCAUUACAUUGUUCAUUUUAUUUGUUGGAAAGUUAUUAGAGCUUAUGUACUUGAGAAUUGAAAACUCGUGUAUGAAAUGAUUUAUUUGAUUUGUGUUUA